GCGAGCACGGGGUUGGGUCCACGGCUGGCGCUGCCCGUCACGGGGCUGCGGCGCUGCGGCUGCUCCCGCGCCCGGCGCCCUAUCUCCUGGCGCUCGCCUUUCCUAGAGGGGAAGUCGAGGGCGGGAGAGCCCGAUGCCGAGGGUUUCGGUGGAAGGGUCGGGCCCGAGAGUCGAGAAAGGUGCGGCUAAGCCCCGGGGAGGGCAGGCAGGCAGGGCGUCAGCCAGGGCGCGGGGCUUUGCCGGGAGUGAGGGGUUUGGCAGUUGUCGCUGUGCCGGGGCGGCGGGCGCGCCCUGCCCGGCUGCCUGCGCUCUCCGUCCGCAGGGCUGUGGGCGCAGCUGAGGCUGGUGGAGGCCGGCGGAGGGCUGCGAGCACCCGGGGACUCCGUGCUCCUCUCGUGCCGUGCAUACGGCUUCACAUUCGAGACUUAUGAAGUCCUCUGGUACCGUCAGGCACCCGGUGGCAGCAUUGAGUGGCUGUAGUACAUCAACUAUGAUGCUUCACUUAUUAAACUCGGGCAGUCAGUGGAGGGUCGAGCCACAGUGUCUCGUAACAAUUCCCUCUCCGAGUCAUCUUUGUCCCUGCCUGUUCUGCACCCCCGGGACUCUGCCCGUUACUUCUGCACCCUUCUCACGUAGAAGGAAGUCGAAUUGAGCUUUAACAAAAACCUCCUGCUUCCUUCCUUAUCUAACUCUGCCAUAGGCAUAACGUGACAGGGAAGGAGAUUUUUUUAGGAAGCAGCACAGCAGCAAACAUCAAAGAGUUAAAAUCUAAAAACAGAAAGCCAAAGAAUAGAAAGCCAGAUUUGAAAUGGGUUUCUAAUCGUCAUGUUGUUGAGGCAGCACCAAAGCACUAAACCAAAUGAGUUGAAUUGUAGAGUGUCUUGUCCUCUGGGCAACUCCCCAUCCCAUGGCUGUGCUGGAUCCCCUCCGCAAAUGGUGUUGUUGGAGCAACCAUUAAAAGCAAGAGGAGGGAAAGGACUAAGUCUGUGUAGGGUCAGUGUGCAGUGGGCAGUGCUCCCCAAAAUGGUGGCAUCCAUCAAAACAGUAACACUGUAUCAGGGUUCAGUCAAUGUCCCAUCAUGUGGCCGUAGGGGGAGCUCUGGCAUUCUUUUGAGUAGAAUGGGCAUAGAGAAGGGAUUGUCCCUGCCCUGCUGAGCAGCCCCAACAGCCUGGUCCCCACUGAGUGUUGUGCACAUGAGUUCUGGGGGAAGAGCUGGUGGGCAUGAGCCUACACAUCUACCCCAGACAUUCAGUGCCAAGGAUGCCCAAGAUCUCCCCUGCCUUUGCUGCAUCUGCUGCUGGAGAGGUUUGGAAGGGCUGCAAGGGGAAGAGGCAGAUGGAGAAGGGUCAGCAUGGAGUGAGUGGAGAAGCAGGGUGCUGGGCUGGAGUGGAGGUAGCAGGGUGUGGGGCACAUCUGCCUAGGCAUGCCCUGUGCAAUUGUAGCUGGGCUCAGUGGUGUCCCAUCCAGGAGCAGCAGGUGAGCAGCACCAAGGGACAGGGGACCUCUGGAAGGACAGCUUGCCACCCCCAGGACAACCUCUCAAGUGCCAGCAGCUUCCUGCACUCCUUCCUCAGAGGAAGGUUGGGUUGGCCUGAGAGCACCAUGUCGCCUUUUGCCCACCAGAGGUUUUCCUGCCAAGCGAGCGCUCUGUUAUUGCAGCCUGCAGGGUGAGGGACACCCAGGAGGGCCCCAACACCUUCACCUUUUUCUGUUCCUCCAGCCCCCACCUCUCUCCUUCACUGUGGUCAUAGAGUGGGGGAGGGACUAGGAGGGACAAGGACUGUCAGCAGUGACAGGUCCACAGACAGGAGAGAUGUGGGCAGAGCUGUUCAGCAGGCAGAGAGAAGCCGGAGAGGGCCGAGACAGAGCGGGUUUGGCCAUGUGGACUGCGGUGUUCAUGGGGUUAUUGCCCAUGGUAGCAGUGACUGGCCAGAUGGUCUUGAAGCAACACACCCGGAGUCUGGUUGUGCGAGAGGGAGAUGGAGUCACCUUCCAGUGCAGCAUGAGUGGAGACAGUAUGAGCAGUUUUGGAAGAAAAUGUGGUUCUGGAUGCCCUUAUGGGAUUGCACACAGGGAUAAUUAGGAAAAAUAUACAGCUUUUACUCUUCUGUUUUUAUACCACUUUUGAAUACCAUGAGGAAAGAGUUAUUUAUUGAACUAAGUAGUAGCAGUGUGGGAACAUAUAAGCUUGUAUUUGGAAGUGGGACCACUCUCACAGUUGAACCAACCAGUCAAAAAAGUUCAGUCCCAGAAGUCAUUGUGAUGAAAUCAAAGAAACUGGAGGAUGAUGGCAGAAUUGGGAAAGCAGCUUGUUUGGCAAGGAAUUCCUAUACAAAGACUAUCAGCUUGGAGAUGUCCUCUAAUAAGGUCGUAUAUGAAAUAAAUACACCCAUUUUGACAUCGGAGGGGUUAUACAAUGCUAUUCAGGUGGUCAAUGUGACAGAAAGCACAGAGGUGACCUGCUCGGCCAAGUUCAACAACAGCACCAUUACAGCCAGCACAACAUCAGCAGAAGAGGAGGCUGAAGAACCAGUAAUAGAGAAGGUUUGCAACACCACAGACACCUCUGCACAAGAUAACAAAGUGGAGAAAGCAAACAUGUUGUCUAUGGCUGUGUUGGGUUUGAGAGUCCUGCUGGCAAAAAGCAUCGCCUUCAAUACACUCAUGAGUAUCAAGUUGUUUCUUUUCUGAGAUGGUGGGGAAGCAAGGCAACAGCGAUCUGAAGAACAGCAGGAGAGAACAUGUACCCGCAGCACAAUGGGUUCAACAGCCAAUAUCAAAUCUGCUGACAGUAACCAUCCGGAACACAACACAGCACCCUCCCCUUUAGACAUUUUAUACUGCUGAAUCCUGCCUAGCUAGUUUAUUUAGUUUUAAGAGUUGCAACUGCUUUUGCUAUUUCUUUUUCUCUAUGAACUGAGAGCAGUGUAUUUUUCCUCAUCUCCCUGCUAGGUAGAAAUUGAUCUCCCCAUUCUUCUAGCCUUUGCAGCCAACCUGCUUCAAUAGUUCUAAAAAAUUCAAACCUCACUCUGGAUGUGACCCUUUUAAAACACCUUUUACAGCCAUGUUGCAUUGCUAUCUGUGGAACUCGUGUUACUGCUGAGAGAAUUCAGGCACAGUAGACGCUAUUUAUAACUUUAAUGUUUUUUAGAUAGCUUUAAUAACAAUAGUUUUCUAGUGUAGAUGAGAAGAUCUGUGUUGGAUCUGAAGUGAUUCACUUCAACCAGAUAAUGUUCAAACAUAGGAGUAUUUCUUUAUUAAACCUGUAUUUCUUCUGCAAAGUGUAUGGCACAUGCAUUUUUGGUUAUUGCAGUAGUGACCGAAAUAAAGUUUUACUAAACCAUAA
Columba livia (rock pigeon) is the source of this 3347-nucleotide messenger RNA. Its product is annotated as T cell receptor delta constant. The record is from RefSeq and is a predicted model, not a curated record. NCBI's taxonomy places the organism in Eukaryota, Metazoa, Chordata, Aves, Columbiformes, Columbidae. The transcript is spliced from 7 exons. Bases 2135 to 2692 code for a protein of 185 amino acids.